AUGUCUAUGUCUAUCGAGCCCAGUGUACCACAUAAAACGAGUCAAGAUGUCACAGUACCACAAAUCACCAGCGAGACUCUCGAAAGCACUGUGAAACAACUAUGCAUCUUUGCUUCCAGCCCUGAUAUGGAGGCCGCAUCGUUUAUAGCACAUGAGAUUGAGAGCCAGCGAGAGCAGAUCAAGACAAAACAAAAUGAGCUGUCGGAAGCCCGCAAGAAGCUUGAUGAGCAAGAAAAAAACCAGAGUAUUGCGAUGAAUCAAUGGUUCAUCGAAAUGCAAAAGGAAAAAGCCAAUUACGCAAGAGUUGAGGGCGAGGUAGUAUUACUCAAAGAAUCUGUAGCGAGAAAGGACAGCAAACUCGCAGAAUCAGCUCAGAGGAUCAAGAAUCUAGAAAAGGAAAGGAACACGGCUCAAUCGGAGAAUGUCAGUGAGAAAGCCAAAGUCAAUCAGCUUUCUCUAAACAUCACGUCCUUGCAAAAGGUACUCAAAGAAAGGGAUGGAACCAUCGACCAGCUUCGCGUUACUGAAGUGAGCAUGAAGGACACCUUGUCUUCAGAAAAGCAAAGGAAUGAGGAGCUAGAGAAAGAGUUGCAUUCCCAAAUGUCUAUCAUACAGUUGUCUCAAACACGACUUCACAAGCUGGAGGGAUACGGCUUCCCAGGCCACCAAAUGGAUGAAGAUUCCUUGAUCAAUGGGUUUUCAGGUCUUUGGGAUUAUGCUACAGAGCAAAUGUCCUAUAUAAUGAUGCAAGAUAUUGAUAUCACAAUCCUCAGUAAUAAAGCAUCAUUGGAUUGCUUCCGAAAGUCAGGCGAUGAUUCGGUUCGGCAUGUCCCUUUGCCCCGUUCAAACUCCCUCGCUGCCAAAGGAAUGCGACUUGCUUUAAUUUUGACUAUCUUGGCCAAAGGAAUCGACAAAUACAUCUUUCAACCAAACUAUCUUCUUCCUGAAAAUGCUCCACUGCGGAACAUCAUGAAUCGUCUCUCCGGGACUGAUGGUGACAAAGAAUUCUUUUGUCGAUCAAUGCUUCUUUCAAUUGAUCAACAAAGUCAGCAGGAGUCACUUCAAUCCAGAAUUCUUGCUGUGAUUGAUGAAGUAUCAAGCUACGCGCAUAAAUUGCUCUUGGACGCCCAGUAUACUGAGUUUCGGCAAAGUGUGGCAAACGUCGCGCAGAGAGCGAUUGAGGUUUGGCUACCUAUACAGCGUGCUCAGCAAAAGUUUGAGCCGGAUUUCGAUCCUCUUUCCUGGGGCGACAAUGAGUGGGUCAUGUUUAAUCUCCCCGGAGAGGACACAGAGAAGGAUACCACUGCUCAUGGCGUCGCGAGUGAUACUCUUCUGACCGUUUUCCCGCGUAUAUCUCAGGUAAAAGACCAGAGACGGCAUCCUUUGACUUUUGUUACUCAAAUUACGAGAUCUCACCCACUGUACAUCCAGGCCGAGCGGGAAUUCAAUGCUAAACCAGAUAGUCCCACCAUUGGUCGCAUGUUUUCGAACGGGACAAGACGAAAAUCUAUUGCAGUGCAUACUGAUAAUCUGAAAGAGAACGGUCUUUUCAAAAAAAAGACAAAUGGAGCCUGA
This is a messenger RNA of Penicillium nucicola, 1575 nucleotides long. RefSeq lists its product as uncharacterized. The record is from RefSeq and is a predicted model, not a curated record. Lineage: Eukaryota; Fungi; Ascomycota; Eurotiomycetes; Eurotiales; Aspergillaceae. The transcript has 3 exons. The coding region runs from base 1 to 1575 and encodes 524 amino acids.